Fusarium redolens is the source of this 588-nucleotide messenger RNA. RefSeq lists its product as uncharacterized. Lineage: Eukaryota; Fungi; Ascomycota; Sordariomycetes; Hypocreales; Nectriaceae. The record is from RefSeq and is a predicted model, not a curated record. The coding region runs from base 1 to 588 and encodes 195 amino acids. The transcript has a single exon.
AUGUCUACUCAGCCAAACGACAUCAAUAGCGACGAUGACUUUUCGGAGUUCUACAACAACCCCCUCUACAAGCGCGUCUCCGACCUGACCGACCAUGAGAGAAAGUAUGCUUGCCCACCACCUCCUCGUCCUUCACCUCUGAGAGAGACCGCCCCCAAAGUCUCUGCCCAAAAGGCCUCCACUCGCAAGGACUCCGCUGCUGUCAAAGCCUCCAUCCGAAAGCACUCCGUCUCAAAGAUCAAAAAGCCCAGACAAAUCCCGAACAAGGAGUAUGCCUCCGAACCAGCGGGUGCCGACGCCUCACUGCACGACUCGCCAGCCAACCGCGACUUCCAGCAAAACGUCGCUCGCGUUCUCGGCCCCGAACACGUAGGCAAGUACGAGAACUGUGUCGACAUGGUCAACAAAGCCAAAGAUGAGCUUGAGGAUAAGCCUGAAGGAAGUCAUCGCCUGGAACGCCCCUGGACCAAGGAGGAGUUUGACAGAGCCGCGAGACUGACGCAGUGGGGAGUUGAUUCUGCGGCUGUCAAGGCGAUCGUCGGGUUUCCCGAUAACCCGGUCACGGAAAAGGCCGAGAAGGAAUUCUAG